This is a messenger RNA of Musa acuminata subsp. malaccensis (wild Malaysian banana), 1753 nucleotides long. Lineage: Eukaryota; Viridiplantae; Streptophyta; Magnoliopsida; Zingiberales; Musaceae. The record is from RefSeq and is a predicted model, not a curated record.
UCCGUGACUUCAGUUACCUCCGCAACUGUAGCAUGCUUUCUACUCUCUUCCCUCGUUGAAGCCAUCGGAAGCUUUAGGGAUUCCAUCGGUCGUUCUCUCCCUGUUAUCUUGGCGCUCGCCCAAGGCGACCGGCACCUAGGUUCAGGCGAGCGACUAGGCAACGCUUCUUUGAAGUGCGUCGCCUGGCCAAUCUGUGAAUUGGUACAUGAUCUUACAGCUCGGCCCUUCUGCUGAGCUUGCUGACAUAGAAGCUAAGUAUUCCAUGCUUGUAUCGCAAUUAAAUUCAAUCAAGAAUGACUUCCCAGGUACUGAGGUGGCCCUAAAUUUUGUGAAGGAAUCUUUUUAUGUGUUCUUAGAUCCAGUUAAACGAGCAGCUUUUGAUUCUAAACGAAGUGGUUUAGGUGGUGUUCCAUGUCAAUCAUACCCUAAGAUUAAGGUUGGUUGCUCUGUGGAUGUUGGCAAUCCAGUGGUGGUGGAAAGAGCUGCUGCAGGAUGUAAUUUUGAUAUACCUUAUUUGAGUGAAAUGGCAACUCGUGAGGCUUCAGAGGACAAUGCUGAACAGCAGCAGAAGAAGAUAUUGACCAAUGAAGAAAGCUGUGUCACAUCCCAAAAGAAUUCCAAAGAUGGUAUUGGUCUCUACCUGAAAUGCCCAGAAGAAAAUUCUUCUUCUUCUUCACAGUUCAUAUCAAGAAAGAGGCCUGAACCUGACUUUUACAACUUUGAGAACAAUGCAAAGGCUGAGCUUUCUUCUCCACUUAUCAGAUUUGGGUAGCCUACAAUCAAGAAAAUAUGCCACGCAGAUAUGCUCAAAUAGAUAAGAUGAUGCCUGACAUGUUUCAUCUGUAUGUUACAUGGUUCAAACCUUGCAUCCCAGAGUCCCAGGAUGAAAAUAAAUGGUUCGCUGCAGUCUUGCCUAUUGCUUGUGGUUCCCUUGUGCUGGAGUGCAACAAAUUCACAUUUAGUAAUCGUGCUAUGUUAUCUCACCUAAUAUCAAAUGGUAUAACAAAACAACAAUUUGAAAUUUAUCCUAGGAAGGGUGAGGUCUGGGUGCUCUACAGAGAUUGGGCCAUUGGUUGUUGCUCUAAUCCUCUGGUCACAAAGAAUUGUGACUUUCAAAUGGUGGAAAUUAUUACUGAUUAUUUGGAAGAUUUAGGUGUCACUGCUGCAUACUUGGCCAAGGUUGCUGGAUAUAAGAAUGUCUACUGCAGGUACUUAGAGAGAGGGAAUGUGUUAUCCAUUAAUAUCCCAAGAAAAACACUCUUUAUGUUCUCUCACAAUGUCCCUGCAUUCAGAUUUGAGGGUGGAGAAAUUGAUGGAACUGCGAAAGGUAUGUUGGAGUUGGACCCUUUGGCUGUUCCAGAUAAUUUGUUCCAAUAUUUUUCUUCUGCUAGUGCAACUUGUACAGAUGCACCUUGCUUGAUGCCCAAGGUUGUGAACUGCUAUGAUAAUGCCAAUUUCACUCCGUUUUCUAGUCCUUCUGUUAGUACAACAGACUCAGGCGGGUCAAGUACUGGAAUCCUAAAUCAUAAGUCCAAGCGGUCAGCUAAGAAUUUCAAAGUAGAACAGGUUUGGGCUGUAUAUGAUGGACUGGAUGCUAUGCCUCGAUCAUAUGUAAAGGUAACUAAUGUGGUUUCACCAUGUAGAGUAUCUGUGAAUCUGUGAUAUUCAUAGAAUCUCAUCCAAUGAUCGAUGAAGAAAUUCAGUGGGUGGAAGAAAAUUUGCCACUUGCAUGUGGGAUAUUUCGAGCUGGUAA